Messenger RNA from Trichoplusia ni (cabbage looper), 2480 nucleotides. RefSeq lists its product as uncharacterized. Lineage: Eukaryota; Metazoa; Arthropoda; Insecta; Lepidoptera; Noctuidae. The coding region runs from base 264 to 2402 and encodes 712 amino acids. The transcript has 18 exons. The record is from RefSeq and is a predicted model, not a curated record.
AUGAUUUCAAUAAUUUUACAAUGGUACAUUAAAAAGCACCAAUUAUUUAAAUGAUGCUUAAACUUAUUGCUACUACUUAAUAAAUGACAGUAUUACUGGCCACCAAACAUGUUAUUUUGACAUCUGACAAGGCACAGCUGAUUAAUUUGACAACCAGUCGACACACAUCACAACAUCAUAGCUGUGCCUCAAAAAAAUAGCAAAACUACGAAAACCACAAAAAAAUAUCUAUUUACAUUUAAGAUAAAUGCUGUAUUGUAAAGAUGCCUGUAACUGGAGGGUCCUCACUGCUCAGACCACCUGCAUCAGCUGGUAAUCUCGGGGAGAAAAAUGCAGCUUCCCUGGCGGCCAUUAGGGAAGAAGCAUUAAUAGCAGCUAAAUUAUCGCAUUUACAUGCUAAAUCACAAACAGAAGAUUUAAAAAAAGAAUUACUUAAGUGUGUUUGCCGGAAAUAUGAUGAGGCAGUCAAAACACAACAUCAGACAGCUGAAGAAAUUGAACGACUACUCAAAGAAAAAGAAAUAGAACUACGGACGGAAUAUGACAAGAUUUUAGAAAGAGAAAAGGAAGCCAUGAAAGACAGAUUUAAUUUUAUAUUGUCAAAUGAACAAACUCGAGCAUGUUGCAUGCUAAGAGAAGCGCACAGAGAGAGAAAGGAGAAAAUAACAGCGCUUCAAACUCAGUUGGAAUGUAAAAACUUAGCAGCUUUAAUGUAUGUGAUGUGUACAGAGAGAAGGCGAUCCAAAUUAGAAAAACUAAAGCUUGUCCGAGAUUAUACGAAAUAUAUUCGUGAAUUGCAAGAUAUUUUAACGGAAGGACAAGAGCUUAUUCUUCAUUUAUCUAGAGGUUACAAAACAGCCGCUAGGGUAGAUCACGAAUGGCGUGAAAAAAUGAAGAAAGUAAUUAGAGAGUUCAUGAACUUCAUAUAUCACUUUGCGGGAGGCAGUCCAGAGACAAACCAGUACUUCUUUGAUCUGCAAGCCCUUCUGAAGACAGAAGCACCUAUAGAGGACAACCCUGAUGAGGACCCUUGCGAAGCAGAAGAAGAUAUAGAAUUACCAGAUUUAGAACUACCUCCAGAGUCGAACUGGUGGGAUCAUUUGGAAGGAGAUAACCGUCCGUUUAUAAUGUUCGGAGACAUGUCUGACUUCGCGCCAUGUGACAGGCGCCAAAUUCUCAAACGAGUGAAAGCUGCUAAGACUGCACCCAAAAGAUGGAAAACUUACGUAUUUAAUAAAAUGGUAAUCGACGCUAAAUGUGAGCAUUUAGACGAGAUUAAGGAUAUAUACCCAGAAAGGGCAGCAGUAAGCCGCUGGGAAUGUGCCUUGACGCCGGAACAAACCGAACAACAAGACCUUUCUAAACAGUCAAUCGCAUAUCGUCGCGACGUGCAAAGUGCCGAUGUUCGUGGGAAAAUGAGCUCUUUACUCAAGAUCAUGACAGCACAGAAUCCACCGCCACCUGCUCAUGCUCCUGUCACGAAGACUGCUCUGCUUGGUGCCAGAGACUCCAGGGAAAUUCAAUCCACCACAAAAUUGACGCGAUUGUCAAUAAAGUCUCAGGGGAAUGAUGGGAACGAAGCUGAACACCACGAUGAGUGCGAACGCGCCCAGGUUAUAGAACAGCCUGAGGUGCUGGCUGUCGGGAGGAGACGAACGUCAGUGUUUGAACAAGCACCUCCAGAGCCUGAGGAAGUAGCGAAACCAGUUCAUGCUGAUGAGGAUGAGGAAGAAGAAAAUGUAUUAAUGCAUCGGGGUACCAAAAAUGAUAGUCUGGAAGUUAUCGGGACGCACGUACCGGAUAACGACGCCAAGGUGUAUUAUGAGAAGAUAUGCCCAAUGGAGAAGUGUCAGCGGCUGCAGGUGGACUCGUUCAUGAGAAGCCUACCAUCGUAUAUGAGGGCGCAUCCGUUCACUCACUUUAAACACACGUUUGAGGAAUACGAGACGUGUACCCCAGAGCAACUGGAAAUUCUGAAGCAGCGGAUCGAAUCGAAGAAGGCUAAGGAAGUGGAAGACGCCGAGGUCGGUGAGGAGGAUCCCCUCAGCGACUGGGUGGGGCGCGGCGUGGCCGUGCAGACCUCCGACCUGGACGUCAUGUUACCUCCCUGUACCUGUCACGUGCCCAGUCCCACUCCUGUCUCCAGUAACUUUGUGUUUAACCUUGAAGAUUUAUUGCCAGUGAAACAAGCUAUGGACGCAAUCCACAAGGAGUGCCUGUUCGACGACCGAAUAGAAUUCAACAGAUUUAAAGUUAUCGGUUCCGAAAGCGAGACAUCACGAGAUUCAAUAAAAAAGAAAUACAAGCCAGUCCAAGUAGAAGAAAUUAAGAACAUAUUGAUGGAAAACCCCAGUCUGCUGGACGUCUUUAAUCCAGGUUCGGGCUCUCCAGAAAUGACAUGAAACUCUCGUGUAAACACUUUUAUUUCUAAAUCAAAUGUAACAAACAAACUAAAUCCUAAUAAAAACAUUGGAAACUGA